UGAGCAUCUCGCCAAACCUUCGGAGGCAAUCAGAAACUCAGGAGCUCCUCAGUAGUAAUAGUAGUAGUAGUUCUGUUUUUUCUUCUCUCUUCGGCUCGGUCUUUACUCCAUGCAUUCAGUACAACAGCAGAUUACAGUUUGAAGUGCCGCUUGCAGUGUGGUGUCAUCUUCAUUGAAAAAAAAAGCUGCUAGUAUAAAUACCUUGCUGAGAACCACACUUCCUAAUCUCCAUCAAACAACCCUACUUUUCUACACUCUUCUCUCCUCAUUUUCCAACCGCAACUUAUAACCAAACAUGCCAAUUGACGUCAAAGUUUCUGAGGAUACCUCUGUCACCUUCAACGGUUGGGCCUCGACCGGUACCCCCAACCUCAAGCCCUUUAGCUACCACCCUCGUCCAAUUGGACCCAAGGAUGUCGAGAUCGAGAUCACGCACUGCGGUAUCUGCGGCUCUGAUAUCCACACUAUCACCGGAGGUUGGGGUGAAUUGAAGAACGGCCCCUGCAUCCCUGGACACGAGAUCGUCGGCAAGAUCGUUGAGGCCGGUAACAAGAGUCAUCACAAGGUCGGCGAUCUGGUCGGUGUCGGUGCCAUGGUCGAUGCUUGCGGCGAGUGCAAUCAAUGCAAGUCCGAUAACGACCAGUUCUGCACCAAGAAGUGUUUCACCUACAACGACACAUUCAAGGACGGCCGCGGAGGACAGUCCUAUGGAGGAUACGCAGAUCGUGUCCGUGUCAACAGCGAUUUCGUCUUCAAGAUUCCUUCCGAGAUCUCGGCUGCUGAGGCUGCUCCUCUUCUUUGCGCCGGCGUCACUACAUACACUCCUCUGAAGAUUCACAAGGCUGGCCCCGGCAAGACCGUCGGUGUCAUCGGUAUCGGUGGUCUCGGACACUUGGCCAUCCAAUGGGCCCAUGCUUUGAAGUGCGACGAAGUCGUUGCAGUCUCUACCAGCGAUAACAAGCGUGAAGAGUCCAAGAAGUUGGGCGCCACCAAGUUUAUCAACUCCAAGAAGCCCGAAGACAUGAAGGCUGCCGCCGGUUCGAUCGAUCUGCUCAUCUGCACCAGCUUCGCUACCGACACUGACUGGGCGAAGGUCCUGUCUUUGGUUGCAACCCACGGAAAGUUGGUUCUCUUGGCCCUGCCCGAGGAUCCUUUGCAGAUCCCUGCCAACUCCCUGAUUUCGCGUAACGUUUCGAUCGCUGGUUCUUUGAUCGGAGGCAAGGAGACUGUCCAGGAGAUGCUGGAGUUUGCAGCCAAGCACAAUAUCCGUCCUUGGAUCGAGAAGAGGCCCAUGAGCGACCCCAACGCUGCUGUCAAGCAUAUGAUGGAUGGACGCCCCCGUUACAGAAUCGUCAUGGAGACCGAGGCUGCUUCCCGUCUUUAAGAGAUGAACUUUUAACUAUUUUUUUUUUCAUACGAGUCGACCUUUGAAAGAUCGAUCGUCUAUGCACAAGCGCUGUUGUACAUAUAUUAUAGAAUAAAGCACUGAGCCAACCCAUCAUAUAUUCAAG
Molecule: messenger RNA, 1511 nt
Organism: Gamsiella multidivaricata
Lineage: Eukaryota; Fungi; Mortierellomycota; Mortierellomycetes; Mortierellales; Mortierellaceae
Product: GroES-like protein
Exons: 3
Coding region: 296-1384 (362 amino acids)
Molecular function (GO): oxidoreductase activity, acting on the CH-OH group of donors, NAD or NADP as acceptor; zinc ion binding
Source: RefSeq, a predicted model, not a curated record